Messenger RNA from Staurois parvus, 328 nucleotides. NCBI's taxonomy places the organism in Eukaryota, Metazoa, Chordata, Amphibia, Anura, Ranidae. The record is from the annotation of a GenBank genome assembly.
GAUGACCAGAGACUGCGGACACAGUACAGGAGAUGACCAGAGACUGCGGACACAGUACAGGAGAUGACCAGAGACUGCGGACACAGUACAGGAGAUGACCAGAGACUGCGGACACAGUACAGGAGAUGACCAGAGACUGCGGACAUAGUACAGGAGAUGACCAGAGACUGCGGACACAGUACAGGAGAUGACCAGAGACUGCGGACAUAGUACAGGAGAUGACCAGAGACUGCAGACAGUACAGGAGAUGACCAGAGACUGCGGACACAGUACAGGAGAUGACCAGAGACUGCAGACAGUACAGGAGAUGACCAGAGACUGCGGACAG